AUGGCCCAUGCAGUCCAGUCGGCCCUCUCCCUCCACCCAGAGUGGGUUGUGCUGGAACUGGAUGUUGCCAACGCCUUCAACUCCUUCAGCCGUUCCGCUAUGUUCAACGCCCUGCGAGACUCCCCGUUCUCCAGCCUCAUCCCUUUCUUCCGCCUCUUCUAUGCCUCCCCCUCUUCUCUCCAUUACCGCAGCGGCCCAUUAAUCGAGACACUGCAGUCAUCAUCGGGUGUUCGACAGGGUGACCCAUGCGGGCCUUUCUUGUUCGCCCUCACCCAGCACCUAGCCAUUCGCCCCAUCCAGCGUCAAUCUCCAGCUCUUUUCAUCACCUCCUACGCAGACGACACGUACAUGGUCGGUCCUGCGCAUGACGUGUUUCCUGCCUACACAGCGCUUACAGCUCGUCUCAAUGACCUGGGCCUGAGGGUGCAACCAUCAAAAUGCUCCCUCUGGGCCCCUUUGGACCUCCCUUCGGACCUCACACCUCCAUCAGACAUCAUCAUUGCCCCUAACGGUCUCACGGUUGCAGGAGUGCCUAUCGGAUCGGACACCCACAUUAUCUCCACAGUUCGAGACAAACUGCACUCUUUCUCUUCAUCACUGCCUCUCCUGCAUGACCUUCAUGAUCCACAGACUGCCUCCCGCCUCCUUACUCUCUGCAUUUCCGCCCGUCCCUCAUUCCUCCUCCGCACAGUUGCACCAUUUCCCGAGGUAGAAGAGCUUUACACUGACUGGGACAACACCUUGCUGGACCACUUUGUUCGCCUCAUCGGCUCUGACUACUGGCCUCCUGCGUUUGACCACACUGCCACAGCACACCGACAGCCAUUCCUUCCCAUUCGCCUCGGUGGGUUCGGCCUCCGUUCUUCAGCUGCAACUGCUUCUCUCAGUUACCUGUGCAGCUGGGCACAGACAGUUUCACUCCUCUCGUCAUGCUUCACCAUUCAUGGCUCCCCUAUUUUCCGUCCCUUCAUCGCUUCAGGCACCAUGGACCGCCUUGACCCAUGCAUUCCCACAGCCAUGUCCAAACUUCAUCCUUCCAUUCGGCAGCACUUCCCUACCUGGCCCGCACUUCACGCUGGCUAUCCACAGAAGCUAUAUUCCUACCUUUCACAGCACUUGGAGGCUGUCAUGCUCGAGCGCGUGCGAUCCACAACCCUUCAGUCGUCUCUCACGUCCUCCGCUGCCCAUCCUCUAACGAGCCUACCAGGGUCCACGACGCCAUCAAGCAUGAGGUUCAUCGCAUCACGUCCGAGCUUGGUUAUGUCGUACAGCUGGAGGACUCCCACCUUCUUUCAGGACGUCGCCCAGACAUCAGCUGCCGUGACAUCAGCUCUGGGACUACGUGGGCAUUAG
Closterium sp. NIES-65 is the source of this 1353-nucleotide messenger RNA. The record is from the annotation of a GenBank genome assembly. Lineage: Eukaryota; Viridiplantae; Streptophyta; Zygnematophyceae; Desmidiales; Closteriaceae.